This is a messenger RNA of Humulus lupulus (European hop), 738 nucleotides long. RefSeq lists its product as uncharacterized. The coding region runs from base 1 to 738 and encodes 245 amino acids. The transcript is spliced from 2 exons. The record is from RefSeq and is a predicted model, not a curated record. NCBI's taxonomy places the organism in Eukaryota, Viridiplantae, Streptophyta, Magnoliopsida, Rosales, Cannabaceae.
AUGGGUGGUCUUGGUUUUAAGGAGGGUUGCACAUGGAACAAAGUGCUCCUUGCUAAGUUUGUUUGGGCUGUUUCAUCUAAGCAAGAUAUUCUUUGGGUGAAAUGGGUGGACUCCAUUUAUCUGAAGGGUCAGGAUUUCUGGGCAUAUACAGUUCCCCAGGAUGUUAGUUGGUAUUGGAGGAGACUAGUUAAGCUGAGAUCUGUUUUCCCUGCUAAAAGCCUAGCUGAGGCAGUCAAGAAAAACAAGCUCUGCUUGAAAGAUUUGUAUCACCAGUUACUUAACAAGGAAAGAGUAGCCUUUGCUAAUGUGGUCUGGUGCUCCUUGGCUAUGCCUAAACAUAGGUUCAUCUUAUGGCAAGCUACACUUGGUCAUCUACUCACUCGAGAUAAGCUGCACUACUGUCAUCUGGAAUUGCCUUCUUUGCUCUGUCCGGUUAGAGCUCAAAUGGAGGUCUGGCUGGGUAGGGAUAUAUGGCCGAGCAUGUAUGAGAAUUGGUGCUAUUGGAUGGUUGGUAAUCCGAAGGGUCUGAAGCAUCAGGUAUCUGCUGCAGCUUUGGCAACAACCGUGUAUAUGGUUUGGAGGAAUAGAAACCACUGUGUUUUUGAGUUUAGUUCUAUGUUUGUUGGCAGUGUUAUUCAAUUGAUCAAGUUCUAUUUGAGAAAUAGACUAGCCAGACUUCCUAUGUUGAAAAUUAGGAAAAGUGAUUUAGCAUUUUAUGAGACUGUUGUUCAGUUGUAA